CUCCCAGCUCAGAUGAGUGAGCUCAGGAGCCUCCUCUGUUCAGUCUGUGCCAAUAGGUGCGAGGGUCUGACCAAACACUGGUGGUUUGUGGGCUGCUGCAGAAGAAGAAGAGCUCCGCAGCUUCCCACGGACUGAUCUCCCUGCAGAGGGCGGGGGUUGGGAGUUUUUUUUUCCAAAAGGGGUACCACUCAUUCCCACACUCACCCCUACUCAGUGAGCAGCAUCCUGGGCAGGUCCUCUGCUCGUCUCCUCUGAGAUCCAGCAACGAGGCUGAGCAGCAGCGGCAGUGAGCGGGCGACCGAAGCCAACCAUGCGCCAGAGCAAGAGCCAGUGUCUGCGCCCCCGGCUGUGCGCGCUGGAGAAGGGGGACAACGGCUACGGCUUCCACCUCCACGGGGAGAAAGGUAAGACGGGCCAGUUCAUCCGCCUGGUGGAGUCCGACAGCCCGGCGGAGACCUCGGGGCUGCGCGCCGGGGACCGCCUGGUGUUCGUGAACGGCGAGGACGUGGAGACCGAGACCCACCAACAGGUCGUGUCCCGGAUACGAGCCACCCCGGGCCGCCUGGAGCUCAUCGUGGUGGAUCCGGACACGGAGCAGCUGCUGAAGAGGCACAACAUGAAGUGUCUGAAGGAGUAUGUGACCGAGGGAGUCCCGGUGCAGCUCGAUGAAGAGGAGGAGGAGGAGGUGGUGGUAGAGGAAGAGGUGGACGGGACGGAUGGCGACGAGGAGAAGCGGGAGGAGGUGGAGGAAGAGGAGGAGGUGGUGAUGGUGGAGCAGCAGCAGCAGCAGCAGCAGCAGCACGAGGAGGAGGAAGAAGAGGAGAAAGUGGAGGUGACACCCAGGGAGUCCACGAAGACAAACGGGGAAAUUCACGAGCACGUCGAGAAGAAGCUGAGCAUCAGCUCUGAGAAGGAGGUGUGCACCGAACUGCGGCCGCGGCUGUGCCUGAUCCAGAGAGGUUCUAACGGAUAUGGCUUCAACCUGCACAGCGAGCGGGCGCGGCCGGGCCAGUACAUCAGAGCUGUGGAUGAAGACUCUCCAGCAGAGAGGGCAGGCGUGCUGGCAAAGGACAGAAUAGUACAG
Molecule: messenger RNA, 1084 nt
Organism: Paralichthys olivaceus (Japanese flounder)
Lineage: Eukaryota; Metazoa; Chordata; Actinopteri; Pleuronectiformes; Paralichthyidae
Source: RefSeq, a predicted model, not a curated record